Bemisia tabaci is the source of this 3503-nucleotide messenger RNA. RefSeq lists its product as uncharacterized. The record is from RefSeq and is a predicted model, not a curated record. NCBI's taxonomy places the organism in Eukaryota, Metazoa, Arthropoda, Insecta, Hemiptera, Aleyrodidae.
GCCGCGACGGUGCUCAACUGCUCAUUCGCUCGCUCACCCAUUCAGUCUCCGUCGGUUCCUCGCUCACUCUCCAGCCUCGGCGCAGGCGCAGUUCAAAUCCAAACCACCCGCGAUCUCCUCCUCGGACUAGACCAUCCUACCGUCAACAGAUACCGAGGACGGUUGUUUCCGAUGUAUCCAGUGCCCGGUCUUCGCAAGCAUCCUCCGCUACCCCACCAACCGGGACUCGCGCACACCGGACUUUCGGAUUUUUUGUGACCUUUGAUACAUUUUUGUCGUGACGUCAUUCAGUAGGUCGCUUGUACGUUAUCAGCGUCGCUGUGAUUCGAAUAAUAUCAUUAUUUGAAACUCAUCUCCGAGUCUUCGCAAGCAUCCUCCGCUACCCCACCAACCUGGAUCAUCGCGCACGCCGGAUUUUCGGAUUUUUUGUGACCUUUGAUGCGUUUUUGUCGUGACGUCAUUCAGUAGGUCGCUUGUACGUUAUCAGCGUCGCUGUGACUCGUAUGAUAUCAUUUGAAACUUGAGUAAAUUUUCAUUAUUCCCGCCCUUUUUGAUGACUGAUAGAUAGAUUUUAUACUUUUAAGCUCCGGUUUUUUAGCGCAAAUUUUUCACCAUCAGUGUCAGUUCCGGUCAAUUUUUAUUUUUCCCACGCUCCACAGUGACCUCAACAGAAUCAACAGAACCUGGUUUUCAAAUUUCGCCGCUAAAUUUUCACUCCUAGUGCGCGCAAAUAUUCUUAUCAACCCGAUUCUGCUCUGCGACUGAUCAAUAUACGCUCUCAUUCUUGGUUUUCAAUCUCAUCACAACUUUUUCACCUGCAUAAUUUACCCGGGGAAAAUCCUCAUUUUCGUCCCCAUUGCGUUUCUCAGUGUCUAAUCCAACGGUGAAUCCAACGAGUUCGCUUCGAUCCUCCGGAGAUCGCUCCACUAAAACUUCAACUCUUACGAAACAGACUGAAGUAUCUCGUCGAGUUGCGGCUACAUCUCGAGAGCCAACACCUUCAAGUGGCGGUCUACGUCAUCUUGGUACCAAGGAUGGUCUAGCCCCCAGAAAACCUGCAUCGGCGAGCCAGCAUGAAGAAGUUCCGCCCGACUGACGCGUUCUUGGAUAAGAUUCUACCCCCAAAGUCAACUACGAACUUGACUCACCUGCCGGCUGUCAGCACAAGCUCGUUAUCACCCGCCAAAGUAGACACUUAGGCUUAUUUACUCGCUUGUUUACGACCGCCGAUCUCACUGCAGCCUGCCAGUCAUUCACAGUCGACGAAAGAACUUUCCGUUGCGUUGCAAACGGAAGCGUGUAUCGGCCGUUCGAGAAGGCACUUGUACCUGUUUCGCGCUUGUUUACGACGGCCGAUUGUUUUGCACCGUGUUCAGGCACUCCGUCAGUCUAGUGGAAGCUUUUCGUCAGAGACUGAACCAUUCGAGUUGGCCCUGAUCUUGAUUCGCUUGUCUGCGACAACGGAAGUGCCGAAGUUCUCGUUUACCCUCUAGAGUUCACGAAAAAGACUCUCUGGUGCGUACCGGACAGCGGCGGACUUUCACCGUCCGAAAAGAUACUCGCGAUCGGUCACCGUGAACGUCUAGACUUUGGUUUGACCACCUUUCAUAAUUAACUGUGGAGGCAGGAAGAGCCUCGUGGAAAGUGAAGCGUGUAUUCAUCGCGAGUUCAUUAGAUCAGUCUACCAUUAAAGCGCAUGCAUUUGUGGCGGAAACACACUUUAGUGCGUGAAUUUUUACUUGAAGCGUGAUAUUCCAUAGCUGGAAUGCGAAAGUUCAUAGCUUAAGCGUAUACUAAGCGUUCCUUAGAAGCAAAUAAGUGGCGAAGGUAACUGAAUACAGCGCACUGGAAUAUUCGUUUUAAAGUCGUUCUAUUUUGCCACACUUUCAUUAACGUCCACGCUCUAGCUUAAAAAAUUUCAAGUGGCUCGAACAAGCAAACGGACAAAAAUCAAAGCUGAAGCGUCAAAGUGUACAGCUGAAGUAUUUUUCAAAGAGCGUUAAAACUUAUAAGUACAUCGCUGAAGUGUAUACGUGUUAAGAAGAAGCAAAUAAGUGCGCAGUUGAAAGCGCACUGGGAUACUCGUUUCGAAUUCGUACUAUUUUGCCAAUUUUAUCCACACACUUUCAUCAACAUCCACGCUCUCUUUGACUCUUACAGACAGCUCAAAAACUGUCAAGUUGAUCAAACGAGCUUAAACGGAUAAAAAGCGAAGCCAGGGUGUCUAAAUGCACAGAUGAAGUAUAUGAACCUAUAGCCAAAAAGUGUUAUAACGUCCGUAGCUGAAGUGUAUAAGUGCUCAGAAGAAGCAAAUAAGUGCGCAGUUUAAAGCGGACCGGAACAAUCAUUCCACCCUAAUUUCAUAUUGCCAAUUUUUUUACGACUCUCAUCACACACCUUCGGUGAAGGGUGGAUUUCGGGAUUGUUGUUCGGUGGAGGUAAUAAGAAUGAGCGGGACAAGCGGGAAACAAUGGGCGGGGCGGAUCGUGGUGAGUGUGCAGCUGAUGGCGUGGUGCGCGGUGAGCGCCCUACUCCUCCACCGCGGGAUCCAGAACCUCCAGAAGCCGGCCAUGACCAACGUGUCGGUCACCCUGGGGCCUCCGCCGGCGGUGCCGGGCACGGUGACCGGCGGCGACGGUUUCGUCCAGACGGAGCGCGUGCCGUUCUCGACGACGACCCGGAUACGGCCGACGGGCGCGACGGCCGGCAUCAUCAUGAUCGUCAUCGCCGCCGUCAUGUUCCUCCUCAGCCCCGCCUUCCUCCUCUUCAAGUGGUUCGAGGCCAAGAAGCGACAUCAGCGCUUCCUGAGGUUGGCGCAAGAUGACCUACCACCUAAGUACGAGGACUGCAUAGAGAUGGAGCGAGCACCGAAAUAUUCUACGUUAUUCCCGCCGGAUCCAAAACUCCUGGUCAUACCGGAAAAACAUCGCACCUCGCCACCCAUGCCUUCUUGAUCCAGAUGAUUACUAUCCGCGAGGAUAAGAUCAAUCCAAGCUAGGGGUAGUCGGCACUGCCCCGAAGCAGAAUCUCAAGGGGGACCUCCCCCUAAAGGGGCUUGUACCUCAUCAAGACGCCUGAAGGGUCCAGCGCUAAUCGGACUGAAUACUGUUGCAGGAAGAAAGGAUCAGAGCCGGCUUAAAUGAAAUUUUGCUGAACGGAACUGUGUGCAAAUGUUGUGCAUCAAAAUCAACUAUGUGCGUAGGAUUCGCAUGCCUCAUAUAGUUCCUGUUGAUUUUAUUGAUUUGCUCGUAGGUACUUUCAGCAUAAUGUCCGGUAAGCAAACGUAAGCUGUUGCCUGUAGUCUGGAAGACGAAUGCAGGAGAGAGCUGUCAUGCCGGGCCAUGGAAGCUUCUGAAAGGAAGGACUUUCAGAUACAAAUCGACGAUGUAAGUCGGCAAUCACAUAACUCGGUUUGCCUCGUAGCAGACUUCCUGUCAUACAUUACUUUAUUUUUUAAACGGAAAACUACUCAACGGCAAUUAUUUAAAACUGCCUUGAAUUUC